This is a messenger RNA of Geodia barretti, 2811 nucleotides long. NCBI's taxonomy places the organism in Eukaryota, Metazoa, Porifera, Demospongiae, Tetractinellida, Geodiidae. The record is from the annotation of a GenBank genome assembly.
AUGGUACUCGGUUGUGCGGGCGAGGCGCUCGACGAUGGCGAACGCCGCUUUCUGGCUGACGUCGAUCCGGCGGGCUUCAUAUUGUUCAAGCGAAACUGCGAGAGCCCGGCACAAACUCAGGCGUUGAUCGGGGCCCUCCGCGAGGCGGUGGGCCGACCCGACGCGCCGGUCCUGAUCGAUCAGGAGGGGGGGCGCGUGGUCCGGCUCGGCCCUCCCCACUGGCGCGCUCCGCCGGCGCCGGCGCUGCUCGGCGCGUUGGCAGAAGUCGACGGGGAUGCUGGCGUUCGCGCUGCCUGGCUCAAUGCGCGCCUGGUGGCGGUGGAUCUGCUCGCGCUCGGAUUUACCGUCAACUGCGUGCCGGCGCUGGAUCUCCGCUUCGCCGGCGCGAACAAGGUCGUCGGCGACCGCUCGUUCGGUGCCGACCCGCGAUUGGUGGCGCGGCUCGGCCGCGCGGUCGCGGACGGUUUGCGGGCCGGCGGAAUCGUCCCUGCCGCGUUGCGGGCCCGUGACUUUGUGCCGUUUCGCGCGCUCCGCGACGCGCCCGUGGGCUUGACGGCGCAUGUCUGCUACGCCGCGCUCGAUCCCGAGAGGCCGGGCACGCUCUCACCUAAGGUGAUAGGAGAGGCGGUGCGGGGCGCCAUCGGGUUCGACGGCUUGUUGGUCACUGACGAUCUGUCCAUGGGAGCGUUGACCGGAUCGGUCGGCCAGCGCGCAUCCGCCGCGCUCGCCGCCGGCUGCGACUUGGCCCUUCACUGCAACGGCAUACGCGACGAAAUGGAGGAGGUCGCGGCGGCGGCGCCGAAGCUCGCCGGCCGUGACGCCGCAGUGAUCGAGGCAUGGCUCCUCGCCGCAUCGGUUUGGGUGAUACCGGUGCUGUUUGCAAUCACGCUGCACGAGGCCGCGCAUGGCUGGGCUGCGCUCAAGCUGGGCGACGACACGGCGGCGAGGCUCGGGCGCAUUACCCUCAAUCCGCUCAAGCAUGUUCAUCCGGUGGGCACGGUCCUGUUGCCCGGGGCCCUGAUUGCGCUUGGCGCGCCGUUCGUAUUCGGCUUUGCGAAACCCGUGCCGGUCAACCCGGCGAGGCUUCGCAACCCGCGGGGCGGCAUGGUCCUGGUGGCGCUGGCCGGGCCGGGGAUGAACAUCCUUCUGGCCUGCCUCUCGGCGCUGCUGCUCCACGCGGCGGCGGUCUUUCCGCCGGUGUUCGCGGAGUGGUGGCGGGCGACGUUCACCCUUGGCAUCGCCAUCAAUCUGGUGCUGGCCAUCUUCAACAUGCUGCCGGUGCCGCCGCUGGACGGCGGCCGCGUGGUGCACGGGCUGCUCCCGCCGCGCUCAGCCGAACGUUUCGCGCGACUCGAGCGCUUUGGUAUCAUCGUCGGUGCUGGUCGGAUUCUUUGUCGUGCCGCUGAUUGCGGCGGAGUUCGGCACCGCGUUCAACCCGUUGGCCGAAAUUGUGCUGCCGCCGAUGGCAGCGGGCUUCGAACUGAUCGUCGACCUGUUCGGCGUGGAGGCACUGGUGUCAUGGCCCAUCUGACGCCGCUAGAAGACGACGCCGGCCGGCGGGGUACAGCCACGCCCCGUCCCGGUGCAGCCGAGGAUGAGUCUCAGCUGAUCGUCAAUCUCGACGGCUUCGAGGGUCCGCUCGAUCUGCUGCUUACGCUCGCCCGCACGCAGAAGGUCGACCUCGCGCGCAUCUCCAUACUGGCGCUGGCCGAGCAGUAUCUGGCCUAUGUCACACAGGCCCGGCGGCUCCGCAUCGAACUCGCGGCCGGCUAUCUGGUCAUGGCGGCGUGGCUCGCCUACCUCAAGUCGCGGCUGCUCUUGCCCGACGAGGAGCCCGACGCCGAGGAGCCGAGCAGCACCGAGAUGGCGGCGGCGCUCGCCCGCAGGCUGCGGCGACUGGCAGCGAUGCGCGAUGCCGCAGCGACCCUGAUGGACCGCCCGCAACUUGGCCAGGAUGUGUUCGCCGCCGGCAGAGCCGAGGGCCUGCCGGUGCACGAGGAGGCGCUUCACGAAAAUUCGCCAAUUGGAGCCGUUCGGCCCGAUCUAUCUUCGCCGGAGGCGAGAAGAACCAUGACCACCGAUCCGCUAGAGACUUCGCCCUCUGUGGAACCCACCGAGGACGACGAGCGCGCGGCCCGCGCCUCCCGCAUUGUGGAGGCCGUGAUCUUCGCAGCGGGCCGGCCCGUCGAUGCCGCCACUUUGGCGGCGCAGUUGCCGGAAGGCACCGAUGUCGAAGCGGGGCUCGCCAGGCUCGCGGCGCAUUACCAGCACCGCGGAGUCCACUUGGUGAAGGUCGCGGGCGGCUGGACAUUCCGCACCGCUCCCGAUCUGGCGGAGCACCUGACCGUGCAUCGCGUCGUCCGCCGGCGCCUCUCGCGUGCAGCGCUGGAGACGCUCGCCAUCAUCGCCUACCACCAGCCGGUGACGCGGGCGGAGGUUGAGGAGAUUCGCGGCGUCCACCUGGGGCGGGGCACGCUCGACCUGUUGCUGGAGGCGGGCUGGAUCGCGCCGAAGGGGCGCCGGCGCACGCCGGGCCGGCCCGUGACGUGGGUCACCACGCCGGCGUUCAUGGAGCAUUUCGGCCUGGAGAGUCUCGACGACCUCCCCGGCGUCGACGAACUGGAGGCUGCCGGUCUCCUGGAAAGCGCCGGUCCGCAGGCCGGGGAGACAGGCGAGGCGCUCACCCGGCUGCCGCUCGAGGAUGAUGGCGGGGGCGCGCCGGACUUUGCCGGAGAGCCCGAGGAGAGUGAGUCCGCGGAAGCAGCGUCAACGACGGUGGUGACGCUCUCCGGCCGCGGCAGCACCGCUUAG